UUCUGCGUUAUUACUUUCCCCUUCCUGCGAAUAAGGUUACCUAGCUGCAUACUUCGGCCAAUCUCAAAAUGUGCGGGUGCUUCACAAUUAAGAUUUCCAAGGAAAGAACAUCUCCCGUGAAUUCCUUCACUAGGCCAUUAUGUACCAAUUUGUCUUUUCCUCUCACAAUUCUUCUCCAGUCGCAUCUUUCAAGCAUUACUCUUCCCUGCCAGCUCACGUGCACCCUCGAGUUGAGGCCAUUGCAGCAACCCCAUCUCUUCUACUCUACAUCCCCUUUCGACCCUAGCAUUAGUACACUCACUAUUCUAUAAUGCACGAAUUGUGACAUUACCUCUAGUAUUGCUGCCGCUAUGGCACCCACCGAAAAGUCUAAAGCCACGAAAGGCACUGCAACAAAGAAGCCGGACAUUCUUAGAUCCGUCAUUAAGCAAAAUCGAGCUUCACACAAAUACACUCAACCUCAACGAAGCUCUCUACGUAGAGCAAUCCAAGAGAGUCUACGAGACUCAACGGCCGCUAAGACUAACACUACUCCUCCCCCUACUCUACAGCAGCUUUCAUCCCCAUCCACCCCGAUAUCGCCCAAGAAUAUCAGCCCGCAACGUAGAUCAUUACGCCAAGUACUAAAAGAGAGCUUGCACGAUGUCUCUUCUAUUCCCACUUUAAACACACCUCCUUCUACUCCAUCGUCAACACUGUCGUCGGUAUCAUCUAAGACCACACCGAGUACCAUUUCAACCCCUACGACACCGUCUUUGCAAACUUUUGUACCACUGACACCCGCCACACCUUCGUCAUCUACAUCAUCGACUAAGGCUCCCACUACAACAUCAUCGCCCUCGACUACCCAAUUGAGACGAAGUGGUAGACAGAGCGUGCUUCGGAAGCGUGGACAUCAGGAUGGGGGUAAGCUCGGUCGAUUCAAGGAAGACGACAGUGGCGAUGAGGAUGGUAACUACGACGACGGCGGCGGCGGAGAGGAUAUCGAUGGCGACGAGCGCGAAGAAAGUGAUGAUGACGAAUUAGCAGCGAAGGCUGACACUCAAGGAAUCCCUACAUCUCGUAAGGGUUGGUAUCGCGUUCGAUCGAUCAUCACCGAAGCACAAAACCGAGAUGGUCGCCUUGUUUACCUAGUUGAAUGGGAAGGUCUUGAUCCGCGAACAGGAAUCGGCUGGCCUAGCUCUUGGGUCGAUUCGAAGCACGUGUCGGCGGCAGCGAUUCGCGAGUGGCAAAGCAUGCGAGAUGCGAUUACUGGUAGAUGAUGGGAAGAUAGAAUGGGAUCGGGAUCGGGGAGAUGGGGCCAACAAGUUAACUCGAUCGCGCGGGCGGACCCGCAUUAUCGCCGAAAUCCGUUCGUGUUACCUAUCUAUAUUUGCUUCUACAACGGGCGCCUAGGGAGGGGAAUUUAAGAGGAUGGAAACUUAUCGGAGUACAAUCUCGUUGGCUAGGCUUAGCCAGGAAUUUGCAUGGCGU
Messenger RNA from Hypoxylon trugodes, 1473 nucleotides. RefSeq lists its product as uncharacterized. NCBI's taxonomy places the organism in Eukaryota, Fungi, Ascomycota, Sordariomycetes, Xylariales, Hypoxylaceae. The transcript is spliced from 2 exons. The record is from RefSeq and is a predicted model, not a curated record. The coding region runs from base 351 to 1262 and encodes 303 amino acids.